Messenger RNA from Anneissia japonica, 1085 nucleotides. Its product is annotated as P2X purinoceptor 7-like. The transcript is spliced from 3 exons. Lineage: Eukaryota; Metazoa; Echinodermata; Crinoidea; Comatulida; Comatulidae. Bases 43 to 624 code for a protein of 193 amino acids. The record is from RefSeq and is a predicted model, not a curated record.
GGUCCAUCAUUGCGACACACAUACCGCUCGUGUGCUAUCGUAAUGGCUUCUGAGAGACGUACUGGGUUUUUAUUUGAGCCAAAAAGGCAAUUUUCAGAAGAAAAAAAAGAAAGUGACGACGGUAAUUCCACAGAUGAUACCGAUAUUAGAUUAGAUGAUGAUAGGACGGAAAAUUUAUGUUGGUGUACGUGCGAGAACUGCGUUAUAAUGCCUAGCAGAAUCGAGUGUGUAUGCUGCAGGGAGAAUGUUGAUAUCUGUCGGAAGAUGGACGUAAACAUCGAUAAGUGUAUUCAGUCGAAAGAGAGUUUAAAAACAUUGUGUUUAGACAAGGAAAUAUUAGUCCUCAUGUCUUCUAUAAAAGAAGUUGUUGGUGAAGAUCUCCGUGACCCGAUAUCUAACAGGUUGUACAGAUAUACAGCAUAUCAGAGUUUCACUUGGUGGAUCUACGGAAAAUUAGGCCGAAAGGUGAGGCGAAUAAUUCCUGCCUGUGUUGUAACCUGUAUCAGGGCACACUUUCCAGAAGAAGAUGUAACAAAUGGUAUACCAGUCUGGUUGGUUUCAAAUUUGGCAGGAUGCAAGAUGGUAAUAAAACAACAUAACAUUAUUGUUUUAGUACUUGUGUGAUUAUGUUAAUUGUCAUUACAAAAUGAAUAACCAAAUUAAGUUUUACUUGAUACAUCAUAAUUCUUACUAAAACAACUCAAAAAGAACAUAAUACUGAAAGUGAAAAAUAAGUAAAGGUUUAUGUAGAAAAUUGCUAAUGCAACAGUAAUUAACUUUUUAAACUAAUUAAAAAUCUAAAGCAUUUCUAAAUCUGGACAUGUGUUCCUUCACUACAUCAGCUUUUGUUGGUUUAGUCUGUCUGCUGAUAUUGCCUCUUGCUAAUUCGGGGACAUGGAUGGCUCCUACAUCUGCACCAACCUCUGGAAGAUAAAAUGGUGUGCAGUAAAUGAGAAAAGAAGUUAAAAUAAACAGGACAAUAUUAGCAGUUUUAAAUACUGCAUAAAAUUUGUAUUCACACAACAAAUAAAAAGUGAAACUCACUAUUUAGGAGUCGAUCCAAUGUUGCAUUGGUCAGUUCUUCC